Linum tenue is the source of this 741-nucleotide messenger RNA. NCBI's taxonomy places the organism in Eukaryota, Viridiplantae, Streptophyta, Magnoliopsida, Malpighiales, Linaceae. The record is from the annotation of a GenBank genome assembly.
AUGGCACGCUUUGUGGUGGACUCCAACUCCCUCUUCUUCUACGGCACAGUAGAUAGCACCAUCGUCGUCCUCGACACCCGAAGCGACCUCAAUCGGUUCCCUACGACCUUCCACGAGUGGAAGACCGUCGCCAUAGUGACAUGCCCGCUCAACAACAGAAGCAGCAGCAGCAGUAGUGCUGCUGCUGCUGCUGCUGCCAAUCCUAUAGGCAGAAAGCUGUACACAGAGCUGGAGAUCUUCGGCAAUGUGAUCGAAGGUGCCAACUUGAGAAGGCUGCGUGCAGAGCUCUUCACCUCACAGUUGCUGGUCAAUCGCGAGGGCUACCAAGUCGGAUACUGCAACGACGACGCCUGCAAGGCUCUGGCGCUUGGCAGCAGCUUGAUGCUGAAGAUAAACAGCAUGUUCGAGUGGUGGAGGUAUGGAGUGAAGCCGGAGGUAGCCACCGCGUGGAAGCGGUAUGAUGUUCGUGAAGAUGAUGAGGAUGUCGUUGAUGUCGAGAAGUUGGCGAUGGAAUUGGAAGAGAAGAGCAAGGAACUGAAGGAGUGCGGGGCUAGGAUGGCGGAGAAGGAGGAGAUCGUGGACCAUUAUAAGCGGCUUUUGGAGGAAAGCAGAGAGGUGUUGAGACAGAAGAGUAAGGUUGUUGAGGAGAAGGAAAGAGUGAUUGAAGAGCAGAGGAGGCUGAUAGAGAAGAAAGAUGGGGAGAUUGAGGAGUUGGAAGUGAGAUUGUGGGAGAUGAGUUGA